This is a messenger RNA of Zasmidium cellare ATCC 36951, 7590 nucleotides long. RefSeq lists its product as uncharacterized. The coding region runs from base 1 to 7590 and encodes 2529 amino acids. The record is from RefSeq and is a predicted model, not a curated record. The transcript has 6 exons. Lineage: Eukaryota; Fungi; Ascomycota; Dothideomycetes; Mycosphaerellales; Mycosphaerellaceae. Gene Ontology annotation, biological process: secondary metabolite biosynthetic process; fatty acid biosynthetic process. Gene Ontology annotation, molecular function: phosphopantetheine binding; fatty acid synthase activity; oxidoreductase activity.
AUGGCUUCCCCAACGAGCCCAGAACCUAUCGCCGUCAUUGGCAUAAGCUGCAGUUUUCCCGGCGACGCUUCAGAGCCGUCCCGUCUUUGGGAUGCCCUGUCCGAAGGAAAAUCAGCAUGGAGCGAGGUGCCCGAGGAGCGUUUCAAUAUGAAAGCCUUCCAUCAUAGUGGAAAUGCUCACCCUGGUACGACCAACACCACGGGAGGCCAUUUCCUGAACCAAGACAUCGCCGCUUUUGACUGCAGCUUUUUCGAGAUCAAACCUGUAGAGGCUCAAGCAGUGGAUCCUCAACAACGCCUUUCGUUGGAGCUGGCAUACGAAGCAUUCGAAAAUGCCGGCUUAACACUUCGCCAGGUUUGGGGCUCUCGUACCGGUGUUUAUGUUGGUCAGUGGAGUUCUGACUACAGCGAAAUCCUGGCGCGAGAUCCAGAAUACCAGGAGCUCUACCAUACCCUUGGCAUUGGGCCUGCUAUUACGUCCAACCGCGUGUCGUACUUUUUUAAUUUGCGGGGUCCCAGUUUCACAGUCGAUACCGGCUGUUCUGCAAGCCUCGUCGCGUUACACAACGCUGUCCAAAGUUUACGAAGUGGCGAAAGUACAAUGAGCGUCGUCACUGGGGUCAAUCUCUUACUGGAUCCUCAGCGCUUUACUUAUCAAAGCAAGUUAAAGAUGUUCUCACCAGAAGGUCGCUCGUUUUCCUUUGACGAGCGCGCCAACGGCUAUGGCAGAGGGGAGGGCUGUGGUUGUGUCGUAUUAAAACCACUUUCUUCGGCGCUUAAAGAUGGCGAUCGAAUCCGGGCUGUUAUUCGCAAUUCAGCGUUGAACCAAGACGGUCGAACACCCCAAGGCAUUAGUGUGCCUAGUGGAGAGGCACAGGAAGAAGUAAUCCGCGCGGCAUAUGCAGAGGUGGGGCUUGACCCAACUGGAACGGACUACGUCGAAGCCCACGGGACUGGCACAGCGGUCGGCGACCCUAUCGAGGCUCAGGCAAUCGCUAACGUCCUCGCUCUGCCCCGAAAAUCAAGCCAAGGGCCACUGGUCAUUGGAUCUGUUAAGGGAAAUAUUGGCCACACCGAGAGUGCCGCUGGUAUUGCAGGGCUGAUUAAGUGCAUUUUAAUGCUCGAAAAUCAAGCUAUACCCCCGCAAGUCAAUUAUCAAAGCCCAAAUAAGGCUAUCCCGCUCGAAAGCUGGAACUUGAAGAUACCGACCACGCUGGAGCCGAGAGCUCUCGAACGAAUUUCUCUCAACAGUUUUGGAUACGGUGGCACUAACGCUCACGUUAUUGUUGAUCUUCUACAUGAGCAACGCCAUUCCAGCAACGGCCUCACCGGCACUCGAAAGCUUGAUGUUGACUACGCCACGGACCGACCGCGAGUAUUCAUCUUGAGCGGUGCCGAGGAGUAUAGCUGUCAUACGAACGCGGAAAGACUAGCACAGUACCUGGCAAAGCUGUCGGCCGCUGUGUGGGACAACGCCGAUGACUUUAUGGAUCGCUUGGCCGUAACAAUCAACAAGCGCACUGUUCAUGACAGGAGUACUUCCGUGGUGGCUUAUGACCUCGACGAUUUACUUGCACAGCUCGACAUCGUACAACAAACGCCCACAGCGGUCAGAGCACCAUUUAAAGACUGCAGCGUCGGUUAUGUGUUCGGAGGCCAGGGUGCCCAAUACCAUAAUAUGGGCCGGGAGAUGAUCAAGGAUUGGCCCGCUUUUCGCCAGUCUCUGCAGCGGGCCAACGCCCAUCUGCAAACGCUUGGCUGUACCUGGAACGUGCUGACCGAGCUCAGCCAUGACAAACCCCACGAUUCACAUGUGGACGAACCGGAAUAUGGCCAGCUGCUUUCGACUGCCAUACAGUUAGCUCUAGUUGACACGCUGACUGCUCUGGGCCAGCGUCCUACGUCGGUGGUGGGCCACUCCAGCGGCGAAAUUGCUGCAGCUUACGCUGUGGAUGCUCUCUCGUUCGAAGACGCGCUGACUGUCUCGUACCAUCGUGGGCGUUUGACGUCUCAAUUGAUCUCCACUGGCGUUUCGGGAGCUAUGCUCGCCGUCGGCACGUCUGCUGACACAGCGCAGGCAUACGUGGAGCGGAUAAAGAGCACGGGCACCAGCGAUGUGAAGAUCGCAUGCUACAAUAGCCCCGGGAGCGUAACGCUGUCGGGCAGUAACGGGGGUAUUGAGUCUGUCGCAGCCCUACUUCAGGACGAUAAUAUUUUCAACCGCAAGCUUAAGACAAAAGGAGCUGCGUACCAUUCCGCAAUGAUGCAUAGCAUAGAAUACGAGUACCGUUCAGCCAUAGCGAGCAUUAAGCCACGCCCACUGGCCGGGCAGAUGAUGUCGUCGUUGACAGGCAAAAAGCUGCCCGCUGGGUUUCUAGUCGAUGCAGACUACUGGGCACGCAACCUGACCUCGCCUGUCCUAUUUGCAGGAGCCUUGCGAGGUAUGAUGCAAGGCAGCGAGCCUGACGGACGGCAUGACUCGGCACACCACGUCAAUUUCCUUCUGGAAGUAGGACCUCACGCGCAGAUGCAGGGCGCAGUCAAGGAAACGCUGCAACAGUUGGGAUCUUCGAUACGUGCUCACUACGCGACUUGUCUCAACAGGAAGUCCAGCGCGGCGGAGAGCAUGCUGCGCGCUCUCGCCGACCUCUGCACCAUGGGAGCGCCAGUCGACCUUCACCACGCGAAUGGCGGCUUCCGGUCCCGUCCACUUCAAAUUUUGAACGAUGUGCCGCCGUAUGCCUUCAACCACAAGAAUAAAUAUUGGCACGGAGGCCGCGUCUCUCGCGAAUUCACUCAUCGUCAAUUCUUGCCGCAUGAGCUGCUGGGUAACCUGUCCGCCGACGUGAACCAUACCGAGCCGAAGUGGCGUCGCUUCCUGCGACUUAAAGAAUUGCCUUGGCUAAAGAACCACAUGGUGCAGGGCCAGAUUGUUUUCCCCGCGGCUGGAUAUCUUGCGAUGGCGCUCGAGGCGAUGCGCCGACAGGCUGCCUUCAAGACCGACGGCCAGUCGAAGACGGUUCUCGGCUAUUCGUUCAGUAACUGUAGCUUUUCUCGUGCGCUGGUGCUCUCGGAGAACGAUACGGACCGCGAGAUCUGCCUGUCGUUGCGCCCGGAAACCCACAGCGCCAGGGCUUCGUUCCAGGAGUGGAAAGAGUUCCGAGUCUUCUCGAUAAAAUCCGACGCGAGCUGGACUGAGCAUUGUCGUGGUCGCAUCCGUGCCGUCACUGAUAGUACUAUGCUUACAGAUCGUCUACACGACAUCACCGAAGUCAAGCAGCACAGUGUCGCUGCUUUGUCGCAUCACAUCACCUCGACUCGUUUCUACUCAACCGCUCGCCAGGUCGGGAUGGAAUGGUACGCUCCUUUCGAUAACGUGGUGGACUUGCAGGGACGAUCAGAUUCCUCCGUGACAAAGAAUAAGAUGCCAAGUCUGGAGGCCUCGACCCAUCCCUUUGCAGAUUCGCCGUACGUCGUCCACCCUGGGAUGCUUGAUUCUACCCUCUUCCACGGCAUUUGCGCCAGUCUGCUAGUCGAACGAGAAGGCAAGACACCCGUGGUGCCUACUUUUAUCCGGUCACUCGUCAUCUCGACGGCUUUCGAAGUCUCAGCCGGAGCCGAGUUGGUCACAUAUGCCCUGGCCACGGAGAAGGGUACUAGCUGGGACGUCCAGGUGGAGUCGCAGAACCAGCCUAUGAUGAGCGUGCAUGGGGUGAAUCUGGCAGAAUUGCCCGGGAGUGUUAAGAUGGAGACAACACGACAGUUGGCUCACAGCCCAGAGUGGGUGAGUCAUUUUCCGAGCAGCACACAGGCGCAGAUCGUAGAAACGUGCAACUCGGCAUUGUCUGUCAAGUCCGCCCGCAAGGUCAACGAUGCGCUUACAGCUGAGGUCCGCGCUCACGUGAAGCGGGCUCUGGACCAGGUGCAGACACACCAAGUCGCGGCGGGCUAUCAACAGUUGUGGUACGCGUGGAUGCAAACCUUGAUGGCUACUCCGUUUGAUCCCAUCGAGUCAGGUGCAGUGGAGGAGCAAGACGUGAAGAUGUCCGAGUCAAUCGCCCUUUUCGAAGCCGUGAAGAUCAUUGGCGACAAACUGCAGGAUUUGCUCGUCGGCACCGCAAAUCCCAUAGCCCUCCUGACUCCGAACGAUCUGCUCGGCAGGUUGUAUUCUGAGCCUCGGAACCAGCGCUGCUAUGAGCAGAUCAACGCGUACUGCAAGACGAUGGGCCUACACAACCCAUCUCUCCGUGUACUAGAGGUGGGCGGUGGAACAGCCUCUGCCACUCUGCCCUUGCUGCAGGCAAUGUCGCAUGAGGGCAAUCCACUGGUCGCACAAUACGACUUCACGGAUAUAUCCACGGCAUUCUUCCCUGCCGCCACCAAAAAAUUGGCCGAAUACUCCCACAUCGUCGAUUGCAAAGCAUUUGACCUACAGGAGCUUCCUGAGACCCAGGAUUUCGAACUCGGAAGCUACGACAUUGUGAUCGCAUGCAAUGUCGUCCACGCCACCCCCAGCAUAGCGACUUCUUUGGAGCACCUCCGUCAGCUGCUUCGUCCGGGUGGAACGUUGAUUCUAAUGGAAAUCACCAAGCUCGAGCCGUUUUACAACCUCAUCUUUGGCUCCUUGUCUGGAUGGUGGGCGGGCGCCAGCGAGGGUCGGGUGACUUCAGCCAUUCUCUCCGAGAACGAGUGGAAGCAGACACUCGAGAAACAGGGCUUUCAACCGGACCCAGUCUUCGUGUCCGACUACGCCGCCUCAGAGGGCGGAUCCAUCAGCGUUAUCCUCGCCAAGACUCCGGAAGAGCAUAAGCCGGAUUUGAGUGAACUUUCGCUUCACUUCGCGAGCGGCAAGCUCGACGCUGAGGCGGAGGGGGGCCUUGAAAACGUGGCUGAACAGCUCCGCAAUCGCUUGGGCACUGCCGUGCGCCAGGUAACCAUUGGCGGUUUGGAGCACAUCCACGACAUAGCACGUACGGUGCUCAUCUUGGGUCCGGACACGUGCGAAGCGCUGUCUGGCCGCAUGGAUGCUGCGCUUUGGCAGGCAUUCCAGCGAUGCGCACUGUCAUGCAAGGCUAUGCUGUUCAUCACACGAGGCGCUACAGGAAAGACUCCCGUGCCGAAUGGAGCGUUGACGCUCGGCUUCGCUCGGUCCAUGAGGUUGGAACAACCAAACACCCGUUACAUUACGCUCGAUCUUGAUCCGAGCGUCCCUUACGGCGCCAACGAAAGAUUGAGUCACUUGCUAACGCAGCUCCUAACCUCUGAGACCAUGGAUUUCAAGCGCCCGACCGCCAAGGUGGAUUGCGAGUUCGCCGAACGGGAUGGACAAAUCCAUGUCAACCGGCUCUUCAACAACCCAGAGCUCGAGCGAUACGUUGAACAAUCCAUGGCACGCGCCAAGCCGAAGCCGACGAUGUUCCUGGACCGCUCGAGGCCACUUAAGGUCGAGCUCGGGGUCCAAGGGCUGCUGGAGACGUUCCGAUGGGUGGAUGACCACGAGAGCGCGCGUGCCCUGGAGCCGGACGAGAUCCGCAUCGAGGCUCGCGCAGGCAGCAUCAACUUCCGCGACGUGCUCAUCGCCACCGGCGAGCUUGGAGCCUCGGCAAGCAUGAUGAACGACUGCGCCGGCACGGUGCUUGAAGUGGGCAGCGACAUGAGGUCGCGAUACGUGGUUGGCGACCGGGUGUGCAGCUACCACGCUCAGGCCUAUAACAAUUAUCCUAUCGCUCAUGGCGACGUGUGCACCCGCAUCCCAGACAACGUCUCGUUCGCGCUAGGCGCAUCUCUGCCCAUUGUUUGGGCGACGACAUACCACUCGCUAGUCAAUGUGGCCAGGCUGCAGACGGGAGAAUCUAUCUUGGUCCACGCCGCUGCUGGCGCCGUUGGUCAAGCAGCGGUUAUCCUGGCUCAGCAUCUCGGCGCCGUUGUAUAUGCCACUUGCGGAUCACCGGAGAAACGCGCGCACGUCGAAAGCCUUGGAGUGCCGCCCAGUCGCAUCUUCACCAGCCGAUCGACCAUCUUCGGGCCGGCGCUCCGUGCUGCGACCGACCAAAGGGGCGUUGAUGUCGUGUUGAAUUCAUUGAGUGGUGAAUCGUUCCGAGAGUCCCUAGAGUGUAUGGCGUCCUUCGGGCGCUUCAUCGAGAUUGGCAAAAAGGACUUCCUGGACGAUGCGCUGAUGCCGACCAAGUUCCUGCUACGUAAUAUUACCUUUGCUUGCGUGGACUUGACGCAGAUGAUCGCCGAGGACAAGAACCUCGUGCAAACUUUGCUCAAGAACGUAGUCGACCUGGCCGCGACGGGGAAAUUGAAGCAAGUCAGUCUCCAAACGUACAACCUGGGCAACAUCGAGAGUGCGUUCCGACUGCUCACGGCCGGCAAGCACAUUGGCAAGGUCGUGUUGACUAUGGAUCAGGAGGAAAAAGUGCCGGCACUUCCGGCAGCCACCAGCAUCCCCAAGCUACAGCCCGAGGCCACGUAUAUCUUAGUGGGUGGCUUCGGAGGUCUAGGCCUACGUCUUAUCCGCUGGCUAAGCGCGAGAGGUGCGCGCACCAUCGUUACGCUGUCGCGAUCCGGGGAUAAGUCUCCCAUUGCACGUGCAUGCAUCAAGGAGUUCGCCGCGCAAGGGGUCAAACUUCUCGCGAAGGCUUGUGACAUCUCCUCCAAGGAGGCGGUGGGCGCUGUCGUCAGGCACCUGCACGCCGUCGACAGGGUAGGCCCGGUUCGUGGAGUCAUUAAUGCCGCUAUGGCGCUUGAGGAUACAGUAUUCGAACAGAUGACAUAUGAGCAGUGGACGGCGGCGUUGGCUCCCAAGGUCGCCGGCACUUGGAACCUACACGACUUCUUGCCAAGCGACAUGGACUUUUUCGUUGCCCUAUCCUCCAUCGCUGGCAUGAGCGGACACGAGGCUCAGGCAAACUACACGGCAGCCUGUACUUUCCAGGAUGCCUUCGCCCAUUACCGACGGAGCCGAGGCCAAGCCGGGUAUUCGAUCAAUGUUGGGGUCGUUGGCGAUGCUGGCUUUGUCAGUGAGACUCCAGCGGCGUUGACUAUCAUGCAACGCCAGGGCUUCACUACCAUUACAGUCGCCGAGCUUCUUGCAACCCUCGACUAUGUCCUCUCCUCGAGCGGAGCGGAAAGUCAAGCUAGCAUCGGUUUGAUCCCCGAAGUCGGCAAGAACAAAGCUGAAUGGUUAAUUCAACGCCGACUUGCACAUCUGGUUCAGAACUCGGCUUCAGCGAAUGCUUCGUCGGACGAUAGUGGCGGCGACGCGGAUCUGCUAGAUCAGAUCAAGCGUGCCAAGACUGCACAGGAAGCUCUCGAGGCCGUCAAGAGUGCUGUACUGGUCGAGUUAAGCAAACUGACCGUCACUCCCGUCGACAACAUUCAGCCUCACCGGACACUGGACGCAUAUGGCGUUGAUUCUUUGGUAGCAGUCGAGUUCCGCAACUGGAUCGUGGCAAAACUUUCCGCUGACCUCUCUCUCCUGCUGAUCCGCGAGUCCAAAAGCAUCGAGGACCUUAUUCGUUUGAUUGCUGGAACUUCAAGAUUGGUUGCAAGCAAGGUUCAGCAAGAGGUGCUAAAACUAUCGUGA